Molecule: messenger RNA, 984 nt
Organism: Didymodactylos carnosus
Lineage: Eukaryota; Metazoa; Rotifera; Eurotatoria; Philodinida; Philodinidae
Source: the annotation of a GenBank genome assembly
AUGAACGCCGAUAAAACGCUAUUAAUGCUUGGACUGCCAGCUGACAGAGCAGACCUACAAUUGUCGGAUCGUGAAGAAAUCGUGGACUUGUUUGAUCGAGAAUGUCAGAAAUAUGAUGCAGAAUGGCUAGAUAUAACUGCAAACGAAAAAUAUGGCCAAGCAGGAACCGUUUGCUAUACUCCGGAAGAGUAUCAAAAAACGGAACAUGGAAAGGCGAUGGCAAACGAAGCACUCUGGACAAUAGGAAAGGUUGACAAGCAUCUUUCGCCUAUAUCGUGGCCAACAUCUCAAGAUGAGAAUAUGCGUCCGCUUGUAGGCAUUAGGGUUGUCGAUAUCUCUCGUGUAAUUGCUGCUCCAACAAUGUCGAGAAUUCUAGCCUCCCUCGGCGCGACCGUUAUUCACAUUUCAAAUAACCUGGAGCCAGACAUGACCAAUAUCCUUAUUGAAUCAAAUCUUGGCAAAUACGACAUGCAAAUCAAUCUCAAGACUUCGGAGGGAAAGAAACAAAUGGAGAACAUUAUCGCAGACGCCGAUGUUGUUAUUGACGGAUACAGACCCGGCUGUAUGGACCGACUUGGUUUUGGUCCUGAUACCGUACAUCAAGUGGCCAAAAGACGUGAUAAGGGGGUAAUCUAUGUACGAGAAAAUUGUUAUGGAUGGAAGGGUCCUUGGACUCAUAGAUCCGGAUGGCAACAAAUCAGCGACUGUGUUACCGGUGUCUCUUGGCUUCAAGGAAAGUUUCUUGGGUUGGAUGAGCCUGUUGUACCAUUACUCCCAAAUACAGACUAUCAAACUGGCAUCAUCGGUGCGAUUGCCGUAAUGAACGCCUUGAAUCGUCGUGCGCAUGAAGGCGGAUCAUACAAUGUUGAUGUAUCACUGAAUCAGUUUAAUACAUGGUAUAUUUCUCUCGGUCAGUACACUGAUGAGCAAAGCAAAAAAAUCAUGAGCAUGCAUCCAAAUCUCAAACUACGGUAUACUGAUGAA